Penicillium brasilianum is the source of this 399-nucleotide messenger RNA. The record is from the annotation of a GenBank genome assembly. NCBI's taxonomy places the organism in Eukaryota, Fungi, Ascomycota, Eurotiomycetes, Eurotiales, Aspergillaceae.
AUGUACUAUAUGCUUUACCUGGCAAGCCUCUGUCGCCGGCGACGCUGGCCAGAACCCUCCUAUGAAGCCUACGCCACCACAUCAGGCUACACAUGCGUCGUUCGCGUACACAACCGCGAAUAUCAAACGGACAUCACCUACGAGUCAGAAGUCCUCGCCCGCGAGAGCGCCGCUAUGCGCGCGUACCUGAUUUGCCGCAAUUUCUCCGUGAACGACGGUAUGUACCCGGCGGGGCAUGACCAUGGCGGUGUCGUGCAGGGGAUCCCCGUUGCCAUCGGUACGGGUCGCAAGUCCAGCCGUGAUGAUGACACGGAUACCUCGUUCAGCAGCAGUGGGGGUAGCUGGAGUGGUGGGAGUAGUCCAGAGCGGAUGAUGCGGACGGAGCAUGGCAGUGACUAG